GGUUACUGCAUGAUAAUAAUGUAUCAGCAAUAAUGUUUAUUAGAAAAAUGUAUGAUAUAAGAAUGGCAAUAAUGUAGGAGUAAUGAUGUUUAUUGGAAAACUGUGUCAUUGGGGUGAGUCACUAUCCAAAAUCAGGGGUGAGAUAGUAUAAAUCUGGCUGAAAUGCAUGAAAAUUGCAAUACAUGUGUCCUUACAGUACCAAUGAAGUUGCUCUAAAGCAGAGAACAGACUUUAUUGGGUGUGAUCUGCACCACACACUCAUCCAUCACAUAGCAUCAUAGCUUUUCAAUAAUUUAACAGCACGUUCCUGGAAAUCUGUGAUAUGAAUCUCAACCACACACAGCAUCUACCCUAUCAGUUCUUACAUUGAACUGAAGCAAUCAACCACACACGUCAUGCUACCUUAUCAUCUUUAUUAACCACCAUUUCCACACCCACUGAACUCACUCACUGGAACCCUAGUUGUAAGUAAGAGAAAGGCUUCUUGCACUCAGCACGGACUUCAUACCUCUGAUUCUUUGUAUAGAACUCCACAGAAUAUGGAGACUGUUCUUUCCAACCACUCCCCACCUUUGGAAUUCAAGGGUUUGAGCAAUGAGGAGGAAGAGUCACUUCUAGGGCAAGUUGAAAUAUGGAGGUACAUGACAAGCUUCACUGAUUCCAUGGCCCUAAAAUCUGUGGUAGAGCUUCGCAUAGCAGAUAUAAUAGACAGCUAUGGCAAACCACUAUCCUUGUCUCAAAUUGUGGAGAACAUUGAGAAUGCACCUUCCCCAGAUGUGAGUCUUCUGGAGAGAGUGAUGAGAGUGAUGGUGCGCAGAAAGAUCUUCAGUGCAGAGAAAUCAGAGACUGGAGAGACCCUUUACGGCUUGACGCGUGCUUCCAAAUGGAUCCUAUGAGACACAAAAAUCACCUUAGCACCAUUCUUGCUGUUGGAGAACCACCCAAUUCACCUCAACCCUGCUCACUACAUCAGUGAGAUUGUGAGAGAAGGCACCAAAAACGGCACUGCUUUCUUCAGGUGCCAUGGGCAUGAACAAUUUGAGAUGACGGGGUUGGACUCCGAGUACAACAGGUUGUUCAAUGAGGGGAUGGUGUGCACCACUAAGUUCAUCACCAAGGCUGUCAUCAAUGGCUACAGAGAUGGGUUUAACAAGAUUGAGUCUUUGGUUGAUGUGGGAGGUGGCAUUGGAGGCUCUCUUUCUGAGAUUGUCAGGGCUUACCCUCACAUCAAAGGCAUCAACUUUGACUUGCCUCAUGUCGUUUCCACUGCACCUAACUUUGAUGGAAUCACUCAUGUUGGAGGUGACAUGUUCGUCUCCAUUCCCUCUGCUGAUGCCAUUUACAUGAAGUGGAUUUUGCAUGACUGGAGCGACGAGCACUGCGUGAAGAUCCUGAAGAACUGCAGGAAAGCAAUACCAGAGAAGACAGGAAAGGUGAUAAUUGUGGAUCAUGUGCUUCGACCCGAAGGGAACGAACCCUUCACUGAUGUUGGCAUUGCAUUUGACAUGAUGCUUCUCGCUCACAACGCUGGUGGCAAAGAGAGGACCGAAGAGAAUUGGAAGUGGCUAUUCAAAGAAACAGGAUUCACUCGUUACAACAUCAUCAAGAUCAAUGCUCUCCCAUCUAUCAUCGAGGCGUAUCCAAUCUGAAGAAGCUACAUCUUCGUAUGUCUCGUGUUAUUGUUGUUGCUGUCAUCAACAGCUUUAUGAUCUUCGUGUUAUAUCAUGUGGCUUUCUCUAUUGUCUACUAAAUAAAAACUAUAAAACGCCACCACGAAAGUAAUGCAGGGUUCAUAUGGGUUAUAUGUAUAUGUUCCUUGAAGCGAGUGGUGCGUGGUUGUCAAGAAUCUGUUGCUCUUUAUUAAGGAAUGAAAUUUCUGGUGUGUACAA
Vigna umbellata (rice bean) is the source of this 1889-nucleotide messenger RNA. RefSeq names its product (R,S)-reticuline 7-O-methyltransferase-like. Gene Ontology annotation, molecular function: O-methyltransferase activity; protein dimerization activity. The record is from RefSeq and is a predicted model, not a curated record. NCBI's taxonomy places the organism in Eukaryota, Viridiplantae, Streptophyta, Magnoliopsida, Fabales, Fabaceae.